AUGCGGCUCAACCGCGUAUGCCCUUCUAGCUGGAUUAGGCCCCAGCUGUUCUCUACAGGUUGCCAGCGCCGCAGCCUACGUUCUACUGCCAGUCCAGUCCCAGGCACAUGGCUCUCAGGAGCCCGAGACUCUUCGUCACUCCCAGCUCCACCCGCAGACUUGACAGCAUCUCAGACGCAAACACUCCCUUCACCACGAUACGUCGAGGACCUCAUCUCAUCCCUCCCUCUAAUCCGCUACGUGCGCAGCACCCCAGCCACCUCAAAUCCGAGCACCGGGGUCACUUACACGGAGUUUCGCCCACUGCGCACAAUGCACCCCUCCGCGCAAUCAACGCACCUAGUAACGACCUCCAUGAUAUCCACGAGCAAACUCCCAAUUGACCCGAUCUUCUUUCUCAAACGCCCUUUAACAGAAAGUCGACCUCGAACUCAACAGAACAACAAAAUCGAGAUAAUAGCAACGGCGUACCUUUCAACCCAUCUAACGGGCCACGCAGGGUAUAUCCACGGUGGAUUACUAGGCGUCCUCUUCGAUGAUGCAUUCGCGCGUCUCGCAGCCGAGAUAUUCCCGAGUGGGAUUGGAAUGACCGCGAAUUUGACUCUGGAUUUCCGAGCUCCUGCGAUGCCAGGGAGGGUUUAUGUUUAUAGGGUUGGCAUCGAGAAGGUAGAGAAGCUGAGGAAGAUUUGGGUUUGUGGGAGUAUGAGGUGUUUAAGGGAGUUUGGGGCCCAGAACAUGUUGGAGAGAAGUGUUGAGAGUGCGAACGUAAUGGAUGGUGGCGGGUUGAGCGUGGAGGAAAGAGAGGGGGUGCUGGUUGCUGAGGCCAGAGGUUUAUUCGUUGAGCCUAAAGGCGCAAAGGGGAUGGUGCCGUUGUUUCCGAAAUAG
Aspergillus mulundensis is the source of this 885-nucleotide messenger RNA. Its product is annotated as PaaI family thioesterase. The record is from RefSeq and is a predicted model, not a curated record. Lineage: Eukaryota; Fungi; Ascomycota; Eurotiomycetes; Eurotiales; Aspergillaceae. The transcript is spliced from 2 exons. The coding region runs from base 1 to 885 and encodes 294 amino acids.